Molecule: messenger RNA, 1014 nt
Organism: Zymoseptoria tritici IPO323
Lineage: Eukaryota; Fungi; Ascomycota; Dothideomycetes; Mycosphaerellales; Mycosphaerellaceae
Exons: 2
Coding region: 1-1014 (337 amino acids)
Source: RefSeq, a predicted model, not a curated record
AUGGAAGAUGUGCCGUCGUACCGCUCGCAGCCAGCGCUGAUACCUAUGGUCGACUUCGAAAUGGCGAACCCCUACACACCUCCACCAUCAAGACUCCAGACCUUGCGACUCGAAGACAACAGCGGCAUUCAUGCCAGUAACUUCCAUGUAGCAUGUCAAGAAAAGGGCCUCACUCCACACUUCACGUUUCGUGAGCCUGCUCAGGGCGCUUUCAUCAUAACGUUGAGCAUUGACGGUCAGAAGCUCGAUGAGCUUGGACCGUAUGCUUCAAAGAAGGAUGCCAAAGAGGCCAUCUGCAAAUUGUGUGUGGCCAGACUUGGAGCGUUUGACAAUCGUAAGAAGCGCAAGAGCGUCAGUCCGGAGACGGACGCUUUCGCUAUGGUGCCCGCAACCUUGAACGAGGAGAACUGGACCAGCACUCUCCUUGAAUACUGUCAGGGCAAUAAACUCCCGCAAGCCACCUACACUGAGAGCUGUACGCAUCCGAGCCGCGGACCACAUUUCUGCACAGUGCGGUUUCCGGGCAGUCCUAUCACGCCAUUCGGCUCGACUACCCUCGGAUUCAAGAACAAGAAGGAUGCCAAAAAAGCUGCAUCGAUGGAUGCUGUCCUUUGGCUGCGCGGUCAAGGCAAACUCGAGGAAAUUGGCAACGACCAAAGCAUGACCUUGGACGGCACCGCAGAUCCCGCAAACCCGCUUCCUACUUUUCACGAUGCCAUGGAUGUGAAUAGCUGCGGUAUUGCGCCGCAAGGAUCGAUUGGGAAGCAAGUUCAAGACUUGUGCUUAGCAUUGGGCUUCAGCCAGCCGGAGUUCGAGAUCGAACCCCUUGCUGGAGCCUUCUGCAACUUGCACGCGCGAUUCCUGCCGAGGGACGUGGCGCGCGAACCAAGACUCGCUGGGCCGAUUGCGCCAGUAACCAAUGUCUUUGGAAAGAGGGUAGCGAAAGAAGAGUGUUGGAGGGAGCUGUUGAAGAUUCUGGAGGCUAUUCGGAGGAGCCGGAUGCAUGCCGGUUGA